This is a messenger RNA of Yamadazyma jaroonii, 3219 nucleotides long. The record is from the annotation of a GenBank genome assembly. Lineage: Eukaryota; Fungi; Ascomycota; Pichiomycetes; Serinales; Debaryomycetaceae.
AUGGUCAAAAAUACCAAAACUCCUGAUGUCAAAGUAUUGGCGGAUGGGAAAGUUAUGAAAGUUCAGAAGACCAGACAGAGGAAGAUUCUAAGUUGUGUUUAUUGUCAUUCUAAGAAGAUUAAAUGUUCUAGGGUUCAUCCAACAUGUAAUAAUUGUGAAAAACUGGGCAUGGAUUGCCAGUAUUUUAUCAAUGACAGAGUCAGUAAAGGAGGUAAGAAUAGGAAAUCUUUGAUUGGUAAUGAAGAUAAUGCCAAUUUUAACAAAAGUUUAAGUCCUGAAGACGAUGAAGAACAGAUAGAUCAACUUGAUCAACUAGAAGAUCCUUUGCAGAAUCCUAUAAUUGAAGUUAACUUGAAAGAUAAGAGUAAUCGAUUAGAUGACAUAACUACCAAUUUCCCCAGUUUAUCUAAAACCUUAUUACAGACACAAAUGCCCAAUUUUUAUGAAGACCAAACUGAUAGAGCCGGUACUCCAUCAGAGAAAGAAGAUCAGUUUUCCUUUGGCAUGAGUUCAUUCACUUUUGCAAAUUAUCAACCGCAAUCACUUGACAUCAUUGAUCGUCACCCUUUAACUCCUAGUAAUAUUAAUAAUGUCAACAAGAAUAGUAUGAAUCAACGAGAUUUCAACAGAACUAACGAAGUAAGGAAUGAAAGAAAUGAACCUUUUAAUCAAAAUAUCAGUUCUACUAACAUAUCAUCAUUAUUUGUAAAGAAUCCUCCAAAUAUUUAUCCACAAGCAAAUGUUCAAAAUUUCAUGGAUCAACAAAGACAAUAUGAAAGGAAUGGCAGUCAUGAUUUCCAUGAUGCUUCCCAAUUGAAUCAAUUAAAUCAUCAUAGAGAUAAAAUUAGUGAUAUUGAAAUUGAAGAUAAAAGUGAUAAUUAUCAACCAAUGGAAAAUACCAAUUCUGCUUCAACUGCCACUUUUGAAUUGAAUCAUCAUUUAGCUCAUACGAAAAACUUUCUUAAUGGGACAAACACUUAUUAUGAUAAUGAAAAUUUACUUGGAGAUUUAGAGAAUCAUCUCCCAAAUUCUAAGAAAAGAUCAUAUGAAUUGAUUGAAAGAUAUGUUAAAUCCGUUCAUUUAUUAUUACCUAUCAUCACCACAUUUGAAGAUUUUGAAAUCGAACAUAAUAAAUUCUGGGAGGAAUGUAAUCCUUAUGAUAAAGAUUUGAAUAACUCCAUGACAGAUUUCAACAUUCUACAAUUUUAUACCUUAUAUUUCCCUAUUUUAUAUGCAUCAACGAUAAGUGAAUUUGAAGAAUAUGAUAAUUUAUUACUUAACCAAGAAAUCGAUAAGUAUUUAAAAGGGUUCAAUAAGAUUUGUCAAUAUUAUAAUUACCCUCAUGGGUUGAAAACCAUUCCUUUACUUUUAGGUAACGUAUUAAUUCAAUCAACAUCACCUAAUCCUUCAACCAUGGAAAUGUCUCAAAUUAUCAGAUACGCCAAAUUCUUACAAAUGAAUAAAGAUCCAGUUAAUUCAUUGAAAAUCAAGAAAUACGAGAUUGUCAAAUUUAGAAGAUUAUUAUGGUGGACGAUAUUUGGAUUAGAUUGUUUGACUAGUCAUAAUUUCUGUCUUGCUCCGGUCUGUAGAUUUGAAGAUUUCAAUGUGCUUUUGCCUGAUGAUGAGGAACCUAUUUAUAAUGAUAUGAAUGAAGUUGUAGGGUAUAAAUUAAAUGUUUCAAUUUUAUCCAUGAACAUUAAGUUCAAAUAUGAUAGGAUUUUGAAUGAACUUGUUCAGUUGUUAUAUAGUGAUGAUAGUAAGAACUUAUCCAUCGAAAAGAUGAAUGAAGUCAAUAAUAUGAUCACUGAAUAUUUCGAAUAUAUUCAUAUUUCCAUCAACAAGUUGAAUUUAUACCAUGAGAAGAAUCCGCCAAAGUCUGUGAAUGAAAACAACUUGGUGAACUUCUUGAAAAAUCAUAGUUGGAGUUACGUUGAUAGAGCUUUGAUGCUUUUACAUAAGAAAUAUCUAUUAAAUGAUAAUCAAAGAAUGAAACCAACUAAGAUCGAAUCCAAACAAUCUAAACCUAUAAAGACUGAAAUGGAUUUAUUAGACCAACCAACGAUCUUCGGAGGUGAAGAAAAGGAAAGAAGAAUGAGUAAUAGUUAUAAUAUCAACCUUACUAAACCAACCAAUGGGAUCUUAUCAUUCAAUGAUUUCGAAAAUACUUUCCAGAAUUUACCUGAAGCCAACCUUAUCCGGAAUUUCAUUCACAGCACAGAUUUUAAUAUCAAUUUAACUUUCAACCAAAACAUAAAUUUCAGUUAUAAGGAUUUAUCCAAUAAUCUUGUUCCUUCAUUAUUACAUAAUCUUAAUGAUUUCUUAAAGUAUAAUGAUUUCUUGAAGUUCGGGAAAUAUAAUUGGUAUGUGAAGAGAACCAUUCCUUUAGACUCCAUCAUCAUGUUAUUCAUUGUUAUCAUUGUCAAGUUCAAACACCAAAACAUUAAAUUCAAUGAAUUGUUGGUUUAUGUUAAACUUAUCAAUAAGUCAUUAUUCAUUUUGAAUAGGAAAUGGUUCAAGAAUGAAAAAUAUAAACGGAUGUUAUCACUAACGAACUUAACUUGGGAACUCAUACUUAAGAAGUUUAAAAUCUUACAUUUGAUCAACAAAUUCACCAAUUCCAACUUUUCAGUGAUUUCAAACUCCAAAAAUAAAAUCUUUAACAAAUAUGAAUAUUUCAAUUAUCAACUCACAGGUUACAUCAACACCACGGAACUAUUUAAAACCAUGAAAGUAGCCCAACCAUUAUUAUCAAUCGAAUUAUCCAAUAAGAUGAACGAUCAUAAAGUUAGAUACUCCAUUACUUCAAGUAUAAGUCCUAUUGAUAACAUCAACAAUCAUAUGGAUUUAUCAAUGUCAAUAGCAACGCCUUUACCUAUAGCUACACCUAAUCCUUUAGAUUUUAUGGAUUCAGCUGCCACUCCUUCAACAUUAAGUAAGAUCCAAAAUACUUUAUUAGGUAAUUUCCAUAAUGAUGAACAAAUGGUAGUAAAUGAUAUGAAUUCGGUAGAGUCAAAUGAAUUAUUCCAGAUUGAAAAUGACUUUAUUGUCAGUAAAGAAUUGUGUGAUAAGUUCCCAGUUGACCACCAUGAAUUGUCAUUACUUAAAUCUAAGAUUGAUUUUGAUUUGAAGAAUAAUUAUGUCGAUAUUAAUGAUUAUUGUGCAUUCUAUAUUUCCUUAGAACAUGUUCUUGGGGAAUUAAUGAGAUUUAUAGGACCCUAA